Messenger RNA from Dioscorea cayenensis subsp. rotundata (Guinea yam), 2092 nucleotides. RefSeq names its product calcium-dependent protein kinase 13-like. The record is from RefSeq and is a predicted model, not a curated record. The coding region runs from base 1678 to 2031 and encodes 117 amino acids. The transcript has 2 exons. Lineage: Eukaryota; Viridiplantae; Streptophyta; Magnoliopsida; Dioscoreales; Dioscoreaceae. Gene Ontology annotation, molecular function: calcium ion binding; enzyme regulator activity.
AAAAAGUCCAUUGAUGCGAGGAACUGAAUUUCUACUUUCCAGGGCUUGAACGCAUUCAUUGAUGUUUAAAUUCACUGCAACAAUGCAGCAUUGAAGUGUGGAUUUAUAAUACUUGGCAGAGAAAAAUUAAUGUGCUUGAUUCAUGAUGGUUGAUUGUUGCCAAGCUGUAGAUCUUUGAUCCCCACUUGAAAAAUUAUAUAUUUUUUUUCAAUAAAUUUUGGUUUAAUAAGAUUCAUGUGUCUAUAUGAAGUGUUUCAAGUUUGUUCAGGGGCAUUGCAAAUUCAUUGAAGCAAAUGCUGGAAGAGUUUUCCUGGGAUUAAUGUUGUUCUCUCAAAUUACCCACCUUCAUUACCGAAACGGGUUUUGAGCAAAGAAUUUCCCAUUGUUCAAGCAAGAUUUAUUGGAAUUAUAGUGGAAGGUGAACAUAUACUGCCUUGGUUGGGAAUUUAGUUCUGGUGCAUUUGAAAUUUUCUGCAACGGUGAAUUGGUAAGGUCCCCCUUAUGUUUUGUUUGUAUUUAUUGCGGGUAAUUCUAGUGAUUUACCAUUCUUAUUCAUGUUUUUGUCAAAUCUCCCUUUCUUUCGGUUAUCAUUACUGUAAAAACCAAUUCACCAUUGAUCAUUGGAAGCUUGAAGGUAGUAGUUUUAUAUUUUAAUUGGUGAUAUGAAAUAUUGGUCUGUAUUUUGACUGCUUGAACUUAGAAUCACUGCAAAAUGUGUUGAUAUAUUAUAGACAUGUAAAUAUAUUCUACAAGUUUGAUGAGUUUUGCCUCAGAGUUUCUCACACUUUGAGGGACGUUAGUGUAUUCUGUUUCUGGUCCUAACUUGAUAGGAAGAUAAAUAGAUGAAGGCUUGCAUAUUAUCUUUUUGAUUAAAAGAAUUAGAAGUAUAAUUAAUGGAGGUCAUUGAGGAGCAAAGAUGAGCUGUCAUAAAGUGUUGUGAUGUUGUGAUAAUUAGAAUAUAGGAUGAUGAUGAUGAUGAGAAUAGUUACAAGAACUUUUUUUACCAUUUGCAUAUAUACCAACAAGUGCAUUCAUACUUUGGUAAUUCCUGAGGAAAAGAUUUAGCAUAGAGUGUUAAGUCUAAUUAUAGAAAGGAAAUUUGUUUUUUAAAUCUAUUAAUUCUCCAUGAGGUACAGUUAUUGAAGGGUGUUGAUUUGAGAAAAAAUGGGUUAUGCUAAGUGUUAUCAAAGUGAAAACUUUGACAUAAAUUUGCGUGGAACAUCAAAGUGAAAAAGUGAUUCAUAACGCACUUGACAAUGAAUCAUGCAUGAAGGACUAUUUGCUCCAAACUUGCUUGCUCUUGCUUUUCUUUCAUACAUACGAGCAGAUUCAUACCCAACCUCUUUUCAUAUUGCAGGUCUUCUCUAAAUUGGAGCAGAAAAGGUUUCCUGAUGCACUGGGGUUAAAAGAUCUGAUUGGCAAUAUAUUACCAUCAUCGGCAUUUUGGAAAAACCUUAAUUGGUCCUAGCUGCUUUGAAAUUUGAUACCUGUCAUCAAACCAAUUGAAACUCACAACUUUCUGGAAAUAAGUACUUGGAAGACAUUAUCAAUCUCUUGAAUUGUGGAUAUUCAACACAUCCAAAUUGACCAAACAAGAGCAAAGUGAAUCCCACUGAUUAUAUUAGUUUAAAUUAUUAUUUUGGUGACACUAAUCCCAUGGAAAAGGAGUGCUAGAUUAUGGAAAAUUUAUCCCAGUUUCACUUCAUUUGCAGAGGAUGGCUAAUGAUGAACAUCAACGGCGCGCCUUUUCCUUACUUUAAUAAAGACGGUAAUGGCUAUAUUGAGGCGGAAGAACUCCAUCAGGCUUUGAUGGAAGAUGGACCCGAUGACAGCACGGAUGUUGCCAAUGAUAUUCUACGAGAAGUUGACACUGACAAGGAUGGAAAAAUCAGCUACGAUGAGUUUGUAGCCAUGAUGAAAACUGGAACAGACUGGCGGAAAGCCUACCGACAGUAUUCCAGAGGAAGAUUUAACAGCCUCAGUGUCAGGCUAAUGAAAGAUGGGUCACUAAACAUGGGCAGUGAGAACUAAUCAACAAUUGCAGAAGGUUUUACCACUGUGCAGUGGUGCACUGAUUGACAUUUUCCCUCCC